Molecule: messenger RNA, 1130 nt
Organism: Vespula pensylvanica (western yellowjacket)
Lineage: Eukaryota; Metazoa; Arthropoda; Insecta; Hymenoptera; Vespidae
Gene: Sting
Product: stimulator of interferon genes protein
Exons: 1
Coding region: 39-1082 (347 amino acids)
Biological process (GO): reticulophagy; positive regulation of type I interferon production; activation of innate immune response
Cellular component (GO): autophagosome; endoplasmic reticulum membrane
Molecular function (GO): cyclic-di-GMP binding; 2',3'-cyclic GMP-AMP binding
Source: RefSeq, a predicted model, not a curated record
AAUAAAUCUCGUUAUAAUAUAAUCUUUAUAUACAAAAGAUGAACGAAGAUCUGUUUUCUUCAUUUUAUGUUAGUUCGGAAGUAAUAUUGUAUUUUAUUAUAGAAGUUAUAUUUAUUGUAGUAGCUAUUGGGACACUGUAUGAACAUAACCUCAUUUUAACGAUAUGCAAUAUAUGUUGCAUUGUAUCAAUACUUAUUAUAAUGUAUAUAUUGUGUGAUUGGAUAAUACAAUUGUUAAGUAAAAAUUUGAGAUUGAAGGAGGUAAAGUUGUCACUUCAAUAUGUAAUUACUAUUAGGAUAUGUACUAUCUUCAUUAUUAUACAAACAAUUGUUAAAGGAUUUUCUUAUACUUGGACAUACAACAAUAUAGCAUAUAUAUGCUUAUAUUGUUUUGUAAUUAUGCUGUUUAAAAUACUUGAUUUACUUCAACAAAAUUUAGAUAUAAAUGUUAUUGAUAUGAAUGGACUGGAUUAUGGAAGUGGAAUGGCUUAUAGUUAUUAUUAUGGUUAUUUGAGAAUUAUUUUACCAUCCACUGGUACAAACAUUAAUGGCAUAUGUGAAAAAUUAGAAAAUUUUGAAGACAUUCAUAAUGUUCCUAUUUCAGUAAAAAAAUUAUUUAUUCUAAUACCAUUUUCAACAUAUAUACCUCCAGAUUUAAAAAGUCUUUCAUAUGGAUGGAUGGAAAAUAUACAAGAAUUAGAACAAGAAGUAAGAAACAGAGCUGGAAUCAUGAAUCGAUCUUAUCAUAACAACAUAUAUAAGAUUUAUCCUAAUGGACCCAACAGUCGUAAUAAACCAGAAUAUGUUGCAGUUGAAGGUGCAACACCUUUACUAACAUUUUUUGAAGUGCAAAAACAUUUUCAUCCAGAAUCUGCAAUAUAUAAAAAAUACAGUAAACAGAUAAUAAAAACAUUUUAUCUUAAAUUAAAAGAAUUGAUAUAUAAUGAUCUAGAUUGCAGAGAUGUAUGUGAAUUGAUUUAUUACAAUGAUUACAAUUCUGAUGGGACUAAGGUAAAUAUUGCAGAGGUUAUUCUCAAAAGGAUAUCAACACUAAAAGGUUUAGAAUACACAUAUACUGAUUAAAAAUAAUUAUAUAUAACGUUAUAUAAAAUCCUGUUAUCCAGAUAAAAA